AUGUCGAGCAGACGGGAACGGUGGCAGGAAGAUGUAAAGAAGGUUCUGAGUUAUUCAAAAGUCUACAAUGAACUUAAAUUUAAAUGGGAUAACAAAACAAAGUGAGCUUUUUAUUAUGUUUUUGAAAAUUAUAUGAAAGGUAUAUUGUUUUAGAUGUUACUUAUGUCAAUAUCAAAAAAUUAUGAUUUUUUCAAGUUUUUUUAAAAUUUAUAUCUACAAGAACUAAAACCUGCAAUUUUAGAUUACAAUACACAGUGCUGGACACAUUCGCCGGCAUUCUUUUCAUGUACAUAUUAGUGGCGUCAGGGAUAUGCGAGUUCACGUAUCCAUGGGUAAUGGGCAAUAUCGACAAUCUUCACCACGUCUUCGACUGGCUGCUGAAUAAUCCAGCUGGACUGAAACUCAACAGUCAAGUCAACGUUCUUUUGGCAUCGUUCUUCAGGUAUCACGUGCAUUUGUGGAAAUGUAGGUUUUUGGAAUUUCGGUCGAUUUCUGGCCGAAAUGUUGGGUUUUUUGGCAUUUUUUAUCGUUACUUUUUAUAGGUAACAGAUAGAGGUUUGGUAAUUGUUGUGAUUUUAGAGCAGUCUUUUGGUCAUUUAGCCUAAUUGAGAAUUUUUAAAAAUUUUGAAAGUUCGGGAAGUUACAGUAGUUUUACUGUACCCAUGUCUCUAUUGUCUUUAUUUUUCUAAUUUUUUGAGGAUUUUUUAAAAACGAAUUAGACAUUUUUUUAAUAUUCUUUAAGUACGAAUUUUAGAGCAUGAACAAUAUUACCCUUCGUUAAAUUUUUGGAAAGAUAUAUUGUCUAUAACCAAAGUUAUGUUCAGUUGAAGGUGAAAAUUUUUUUUUGGAUUUUCGGUAUUUUUAAAUUAGCAUAACUUUUUUGUAAAUGCACAGAUUUAUACGAAAUUUUUAGAAUAGCUACACUUUUAUAUGGACAUUCAAAAUUUUUUACAGAUUUUUCAAAAAAUUUUAAAAAAUUUUCAACUUUUAAAUUUCAGACUUUAUUACCCAUAUGUACGCGGCCAGUUUGCUUCCAAUUCUCUACGUAGCUGCUGCCACAGGUUCAACCGUUCUUGUAGCAGCUCUUCACGAUCUAAUCUCAGUAGCUACGAUGCAUUUGAUGUGUUUCAAUGUGUAUACAUCAAGAUUGGCACAAGUCUUCUUCACCGGUCUGACCACGUUUUGGAGAGCGUUCAGAGGGAAAAAAUGGAAUCCAUUGAGGAAUCGAGUCGAUUCACUGCAUUUGGAUGACCGGCAGACCUUUAUGGUCACUACACUGUUCAUUGGGACUGUGUUUUUGUUACCUACUAUCAUGAUUUACUACGUGGUGUUUUUUACGGUAGGUUUAGGGGGUUUUAGAGGAUCAAAGGGUAAAAAGGGGUUUAAGUGGACUUAAAAGAUGCAGUAAUACUUUGGCAUUAAGUUUUUUGAAUUUGGUGAUAUACGUAUUGUAAAGCAUAAAAAGAGGGAUCUUUUCAGAAAAUUUUAAAAUGAUGGAAGUAACUUACAUAAAGUUAUGGUGAUUUAAAAAUGACAUUGCAAUGUCUUAGAAAAUUUUUUUUGAAAAAAAUCAAAUUUUUUAAAAAUUUAUUGUUUUUCAGAUCAGAAUAGUGCCAAUGGUCGUCCAAUACAUCCUCGACCUGUUCAUGACUCAAUUCCGUCGUCUGGCCAACUUUUUCGACCAUCCUGAGCUGGCUGUCCCCGCCGAGAGCCACUUCCCUCCUCCACCAACCACAAAACCCAAAUGCCCGACCAAAGUGAUAAAGCCGGCGGAUGUGGGUCAAGAACAACAACAAUCAAAUCAAAACGACCGUCAAACCGACCAGCGUGGCCGACAAAUCGACCGGAACGCAGCGCUAAGGCCGCGCCCCAUCCGACCACCGCCCGCUCGUAGCCAUCGAAGCAUCGCCGAUCCGGAUUCGACGAUCGACUUUUGUGAAACCAAACGAAUCGCCUUUAGUCGCCACAACCUCGGCCAAACUCCAAAAUUGCUCAAAGUCACGUGA
Bursaphelenchus okinawaensis is the source of this 2006-nucleotide messenger RNA. The record is from the annotation of a GenBank genome assembly. Lineage: Eukaryota; Metazoa; Nematoda; Chromadorea; Rhabditida; Aphelenchoididae.